Messenger RNA from Calidris pugnax (ruff), 1345 nucleotides. It is a transcript of the gene PDLIM4, whose product is annotated as PDZ and LIM domain 4. Lineage: Eukaryota; Metazoa; Chordata; Aves; Charadriiformes; Scolopacidae. Gene Ontology annotation, molecular function: actin binding; muscle alpha-actinin binding. The record is from RefSeq and is a predicted model, not a curated record. Bases 47 to 1039 code for a protein of 330 amino acids. The transcript is spliced from 7 exons. Gene Ontology annotation, biological process: actin cytoskeleton organization; heart development; muscle structure development. Gene Ontology annotation, cellular component: Z disc; adherens junction; stress fiber.
GGAGCCGGAGCUGCAGCGGGCAGGGAGCUUCCCCACCGGCCUCGCUAUGUCCCGCUCGGUGGUCCUGCGUGGCCCUUCGCCGUGGGGGUUUCGCCUGGUGGGCGGGAAAGACUUCAGCGCCCCUCUGACCAUCUCCAGGAUUAACCCUGGCAGCAAAGCAGCCAUGGCAGACCUGUGCCCGGGAGAUAUUAUUCUGGCAAUUAAUGGAGAGAGCACAGAGAACAUGACACACCUAGAAGCACAAAACAAGAUCAAAGCCUGCAUGGACCAGCUACUGCUCUCCCUGAACAGAGCUGAAGGGAAGACCUGGUCCCCCCCUGUUCUGGAGGAUGGCAAGGCUCAAGCGUAUCGGAUCAACAUAGAGCCGGACCCACAGGACAACGGGCCUGCCCAGAGCAGGAGGUCAAUGCCCCAUGGGGCUGGGGGCAACCCCGUGGACACCAAGCAGAUGGUGAACCUGCAGCACCACCACCCAACCCGGCUCUACGCCAACAGCGGCUCCGAGGCGGCUCUGCCGGGCCAGCUCAGCGGGCUCCACAUCACCCCGGCCCAGAGCCUCGACCCCUUGAAAUCGCUCCCACGGAACAGGAACGGGAUUGACGUGGAGUCAGAUGUCUACAAGAUGCUUCAGGACUAUGAAAAGCCCGUUUCGGAGCCCAAGCAGUCCGGAUCCUUCCGAUACUUGCAGGGCAUGUUGGAGGCUGGUGAGAAUGGUGAAAAACUCGACAAACUGAGCAACCCCCGAAACAUCAAGCCCCCGGUGCCGAAGCUGGGAGGUGCCAUGUCCGGGCUCCAGAUGCUCCCCGAGUGCACCCGCUGCGCGAACGGCAUCGUGGGCACCAUCGUCAAAGCUCGGGACAAGCUCUACCACCCCGAGUGCUUCAUGUGCGACGACUGCGGGCUCAACCUGAAGCAGAGAGGGUAUUUCUUCAUCGAGGAGCAGCUGUACUGCGAGACGCACGCCAAGGAGAGGGUUAAGCCCCCCGAGGGAUAUGACGUGGUGGCUGUUUAUCCCAACGCCAAGGUUGAACUGGUCUAAACCCGGGCUGUGCUCUGGAGAGCCCACCCACGUCCUCCCCGCCGGCUGCGCAGUGUGGCUGUCAUCAACCCCCACUACCAAAGCCCAAGUUAAAAUGCCUUUUUUUUUCCUAGAUAAAGCCGUUUACACUUGGGAUCUCCGGGGGCUGGUGUUGAAAGCAUACGAACAGGUUUUUCCCUUCUUUUUGACACUCUGCUUUUUGGGUUGCUGUGGUGGGUUAUUAGUCUGUGCCUUAACCUUAUCCAAGAUCUGUGUAAAUAUUGAUUAAUUCUCUACUUUGUUUCAUAUAAAACCAGUAUUCUUUUU